Molecule: messenger RNA, 1491 nt
Organism: Schizophyllum commune H4-8
Lineage: Eukaryota; Fungi; Basidiomycota; Agaricomycetes; Agaricales; Schizophyllaceae
Exons: 2
Coding region: 1-1491 (496 amino acids)
Source: RefSeq, a predicted model, not a curated record
AUGGCUCACCGUACUGCGAUCGCCGCCAGAAUCUCUCCCUAUCCGCGUUCUGUCGUGCCGCAGACCAAUGACGGCGCGCCUGAUAGUCGAAAGGCGAAGCGGGCGGCGAAGAGGCGCGAGGCGCUCGCGGGGAGGCCAGGGCCGCGCCCGGUGGAGGAGCCGCGCUUCAACGUCGGUCCCAGGAGGACUGCAGGGCCUGCCUCAUCUACGCGGCGCACGAGACGGGCGAAUGUCCCUGGACGCGACAUGAGUGGCAGCUUGUCAGCGGACGAAGACAUACCAGACUACCCUCCGCCGAGCUUUCAGGAGGCCAUGCAGGAGUCUCAAGCGCAGCCGUCGAGCAGUCUACAAGCGCCGGCAUGUGCACCGGUGGACCAAUCCCUCUCAAUGUCCACUCAGUCUUUCCACUCUGCCGCUGAGCGGAGGGUGGAAUCCCCGCCUAUAGACUCUCCUCUUUCUGACAAUGCUUCCAACGAUUCGCUCCAGAUUUUGGAUGAGGCGGGCCGGUCGCACACACCCGAAAUGUACACCUGCCGCUGCGGGUCGACGCGCCGCUUGGACGACAGUGACCUACGCCGUGAGGUAUCGGUGGAGCACACCGUCCGUAAUGAGUCUCCUCAACCUGCAUACCCAACGCCUGUGUCACCGGCGCCCACGAAGAAGUCACAUGCAUGGCUGGCGCCGCUGCGGACCCUCCUUCCUUCGCGCUUGAACAGCUGCAGGGAUGUUUUGUCGCCUACAUCGGCGUCUGCGCCGGUCACGCCCUCUCAGCCGUCCAUGCGGAACCACUUCCUCGAUGGCGCGAGCAUGCCAACGCCGAGGACGCCCACCGUGGCGUCCAUCUCGACGCGCACCACUCCGCUCUCGCCAACCUCGACUCACUCGUUCCGCAAACGCAUCUUCAACAAGAACAAGGAUCCGAGCAUCGCGCCCUCCCUCGCGCCCUCCGACGAAGCAGAGGACUCCGACUGGACGAUGAUUGACCGCGACGAGACGUACAUCGAAGCACCCAACGGCCAGGCGGCGCCGCGCGCGUCCAUCGAGAGCUGCCCGCCAGGGUCCAUCGCGAGCAUGCAGGUCAUGCAACCGCAGGUCGUGCGCCGACCCAAUCCGCCGCGAAUCCGCACUGACUUCUCGAUGGCCCCGGCGCAGACCCCGACCCCCGUGCAGGUCACGCCCACGCCCGCCGCGUACGAGUACGCCUCGGCGACGCCCGGCCUGACGAUGGGCACCACGCCCGCGACGCCGACGCCCGCGCAGCUGGCCACGCCGACCACGGCGACGUAUAUGACGGCGGCGACGUCUGGGACGCCCGCGUACGACCAUAACGCGCACUACACGGGCCGGCCGCUGCCCCUGCUGCCGCGCCGCCUGCAGCGCAAGGCGGUCGACUCGACCUUUGCGCCGGCGGAUGAGGCGUACUGGCGUAAUGAGCGGGCGAACGGCGGGCGCGUGCCGGAGGGUGUGCUCAUCGAUCUCGAGGACCAGUAG